Messenger RNA from Ogataea angusta, 663 nucleotides. RefSeq lists its product as uncharacterized. The record is from RefSeq and is a predicted model, not a curated record. Bases 1 to 663 code for a protein of 220 amino acids. Lineage: Eukaryota; Fungi; Ascomycota; Pichiomycetes; Pichiales; Pichiaceae. The transcript has 2 exons.
AUGUCCGACGACGGUCUACUCACUCCGAUGUUGUCAAAGUCCCACAUUGAGCCGACAUGGAAGAAAACGUCGUUGCAGUCAGGUUUACGAGAGCUGAUCUCCAGUGAAGGAGAAAGGUCGACAAAUGCGAACUCUGCGGAUAUCGGCGAUAUCGAAGCGUACCGCGGCUUUUCAGGUGUUGAAGAGAUGAUUUUACAGCGACAAAACGGGCAUCGAAGAGAAUACUUCCAGUCUCUCCCGGUUCCAUGUGUCUCGCAGAUGGAACAGUGUAGAGAAAAACCAAGCGCACAUCGCCACGACAGCUACGACCAUGUAUGCUGUGUAGAGCCUGACAAAAUGCGUGUUUCCUGCUCUAAUCUCCUUUCUGCAUUGGUUCCAUAUCAUCUUGGCUCCCCAAUAGUGAGGAAACCAAUUUCCAAUGCUAAAUAUGGUGCUGAAAAACUCCUGGAUACCAAGGACACGAACAAACGGCCACUUUCCGUGGAACUGGUAGACCUCGAGAUUCUUGCUCUGGCGGUCCUUGGUGACGAUCCUCUGGCAUUGGUAGUCGCAAUUGGGGAAACAGUCCCAGCCGAUGAGCCGCAAAUCCCACGAGAGCGGCAGUUCCUGGAACAUGUGGUAUUUCUGCUGUUGAGACUUCCAACGCAGGAGCUGUUUCUCUGA